CAAGCGGAGACGACCCAAGCUGGGACCAUUACGGAGUUCCGGCAGCUGAUCGAGUACCCGCCGAUCUCAGAAGAGGAUCAAAUCAAGCUGAAGGGCACCUUGAAGCAGUACCGAGAGUGGGAGGCAGCCCAACUGCAAAAGAUGCGAAAUGCAGGCAAGAAGGAAGAUCCGAAGGCAAAAGCCAAGAAGGACAAAGCCAAGGAAAAGGCGAAAGAGAAAGGAAAGAAAGGCAAGAAGGGCAAGAAAGAGGAGGAAGUGGUUGAAGAGGCCAAGGAGAUCCCUCCAGAGCCCGCCUUUGCGCAGGGCCUGAAGCUCGAUCCGUUCGAGCAUUGCGUGAAGGUUCUGCAGGGCCGCCUCGGAGAGCAGCCUUCCCCGGAAGCCGCAGAGCUGCUCAGUCGAGCCCUCGCGGUGCUUGCCGUUGCUGAUAGGGAGGGCGCCGUGGAGCUGGAAGCCGUGCCGUUGGAGAUGCCUCAGGGAGCGACGGAAGAGGCUGAGGAGGAGGCUCAAGCAGCGGAUUGCGCCCGGAAGCCGGAGGACUCCAUGCAGGACCAGGAGAAUAUUGCCCCGCAGGCGCCAAAAUCAGCCUGGACCUCGGUCAAGAAGGGCAAAAAGCGCCUUUCUGUUGUGGAGACGGAAUGGUCGUUCUCAUACUUCAAAUCAGAGACCGGCCUACAGUUCCUGAUGGACACAGGUAUGUUGGAUCCCGACUCCAAGCCGAGACAGGCUGUGGUCAAGGAAAAGCGCCCGCGCCCUGCGCCUCCGCCGCCCCCUCGAACUCCUUGGAAUCCACGUCUCGUCGGCGAGCCAACCGACGAACCUGAGCAAGAGGCCAGCCCAGAGAACCGUGGCGCUGAAGACGAGGAGGUGGAGGACGGCUGGCCUGGAGCCACUUUCGGAGUGCCCGAGUUCGGGGCCCUGGCGGAAGACGAGAACCAGCAGCAGUUCUUUCAGCCUGCGCAGCGUGUGCCCAUUAUGGCAGUGCAAGAUGAUGCACCCUUUGGGCCUCACCCGGACAAGAAGGGGCCGACCUGGGAUGUUUAUGGCGAGCCCCGUGCCCCGAAGGGCAAGAUCUCCCAGGCGUACGUGGGUGUGAACACAGAUUACAUGGAGGUGGAAGGACCUACUGGCAGGAGGACCAACACCUCGGCCCUGGCACACAAGCGCAGCCACGUCAAGGGUCUGGGUGACAACCAUAUGCUGGUGGAGGUAAUGCCUGGAGCCUGUCGCUUUGGUCCGCUGCGUCAGGGCUCGCUCUACAGAAUGUCAGUCUUUGUCCGCAACUUGGAGGUGGAUGUCACAAGGUUCAAUGUUAAGCCGCCGGAGAGCAAGCUGGUCAACGUGAAGUGGCAACCUGGACACCUCGCCCCAGGCAUGGCGACCAAGUUGACGGUUGAGGUAUUGGCCCUUGAGCCGGCCCGCAUCGAACAGCUGCUGGAGGUCCACACUAAGGCUCACAUUAUCCGCGUGCCCAUCACAGCGCGAAUCGUCGGCGCCGAAGAGUACGACCGCCUGGAUGCGGAGUCGAUGGCGCUGCAUGGACGGCGUAUCGGCCGACAUCGUGAAAAGUCUGAGACACAUAAGCCUGGACCUGUGCAGCUCAUCACAGAGCCAAGCUACUGCAAGAAGGUCAUGGGCCCCACAUGGCAGCCGCCACCGGUGGAGUUCGAUGACCUGCCAGCCACCGAGCUCCUCCGUUGA
Molecule: messenger RNA, 1698 nt
Organism: Symbiodinium pilosum
Lineage: Eukaryota; Dinophyceae; Suessiales; Symbiodiniaceae
Source: the annotation of a GenBank genome assembly